This is a messenger RNA of Neopsephotus bourkii (Bourke's parrot), 11030 nucleotides long. It is a transcript of the gene FHOD3, whose product is annotated as formin homology 2 domain containing 3. NCBI's taxonomy places the organism in Eukaryota, Metazoa, Chordata, Aves, Psittaciformes, Psittacidae. The record is from RefSeq and is a predicted model, not a curated record. Gene Ontology annotation, molecular function: actin filament binding. Bases 342 to 5354 code for a protein of 1670 amino acids. Gene Ontology annotation, cellular component: cytoplasm; cytoskeleton. The transcript is spliced from 30 exons. Gene Ontology annotation, biological process: actin filament network formation; sarcomere organization; cardiac myofibril assembly.
CGCAGCGGCCGGGCAUGGAGGAGUUGCUGCUGCUGCUGUCGCUGUUCUGCCCGCGCCCAGCGGCUCCGGCGCCGCCUCCUCCUUUUUCGUCCUGAAGCGUGCCAGGAGUCGUGGAUACCAGCGGGGAAGGGGCUAUGGGCCACCUCUCUGAGGUUCGGCUGCUGUGAAGCGGCUGGCGCUCGCUCGGGAGCCCAUAGGCGGGCCAGCCAGGCUGCUGCUGCUGCGCCUGGGAGGGAACGAGUGCCGCUUGCAGCCGGCGGCGGGCAGCACCUCGGUGUCGGUGACUUGGGGGUGCCCGUCCCCCCGCCCGCGCCGCCGCCGCGUCGGUGGAUGGAUGCGCCAUGGCCACGCUGGUGUGCCGGGUGCAGCUGCUGGAUGACACAGACCCCUUCAACAGCACCAACUUCCCCGAGCCCACCCGGCCUCCGCUGUACACGUUCCGGGAGGACAUCCCGCUCGCCACACAGUUGGCCGGGGUGCACCGCCUCCUCCGCGCCCCGCAGAAGCUCGAUGACUGCACCCUGCAAUUGUCUCACAAUGGUACCUAUCUGGAUCUAGAGUCCACCCUAGCAGAACAAAGAGAUGAAUUGGAAGGCUUCCAGGAGGAUGCUGGGAGAGGCAAGAAACACAGUAUAAUUCUGAGGACCCAGCUGUCGGUGAGAGUUCAUGCCUGCAUUGAAAAACUUUACAAUUCCAAUGGACGGGAGCUGAGACGGGCACUUUUCUCCUUGAAACAAAUAUUUCAGGAUGACAAGGACUUGGUUCAUGAGUUUGUUGUUGCUGAAGGUCUGACUUGCUUAAUCAAAGUGGGAGCAGAAGCUGACCAGAAUUAUCAGAACUACAUCCUGAGAGCUUUGGGACAGAUCAUGCUGUAUGUCGAUGGCAUGAAUGGAGUAAUAAAUCAUAAUGAAACCAUCCAGUGGCUGUACACACUUAUUGGGUCGAAGUUCCGCCUGGUGGUAAAGACAGCACUGAAGCUGCUGGUGGUGUUUGUGGAGUAUACCGAAUCCAACGCACCGCUUUUAAUCCAGGCAGUAUCUACCGUUGACGAAAAGAGAGGAGCCAAGCUGUGGUCCAACAUCAUGGAGAUCCUAGAGGAGAAGGAUGGGGUUGAUACUGAGCUACUGGUUUAUGCCAUGACCUUGGUUAACAAGACGCUGUCGGGGUUGCCAGAUCAAGACUCUUUCUAUGACGUGGUGGACUGUCUGGAGGAGCUAGGCAUCGAAGCUAUUUCACAGAGACACUUGAACAAGAAAGGAACAGACUUGGACUUAGUUGAGCAAUUUAACAUUUAUGAGAUGACACUGAGACAUGAGGAUGGAGAUGAGAGUGCUGACCUCCCUCCCAGUGGCCGCAAGGACCGGAGAAGGGCCAGUCUUGGUACUAAUGAGCGAAGGGGGCUAGAACGCAGACGUAGCCGCAGGCACUCAGUACAGAACGUCAAAAGCACUUUAUCAGCCCCUGCGAGCCCAUGCAGUCAGGCAAACACUAGCUUCAUGCUAGGCCAUGGACAGCACGUUGAAGAUCUCAGUGAGAGUGGGCUGGGGAUUGAGAGCCCUGUGGUCUCACAGGAUGACACGGAUGACAGUGCAUUUGAGGCUGAGUUUAAAGGAUCUUCAGUAGAGGAGGAAGAAUAUGAAGAGGAGGAAGAAGAACAGCCAGUCACAGAACCCAAUACUGAGGAUGAGGGGGAGGAAGAGGCCUCUAGGCAGGUCAAAGCCAGUGGGGUCCCAGGUGCAUGGGAGGCUGUGAAUGAAAACCUCUCACAGUGUUCUGAUUCUUCAGCCAUCUCCAGUGCCAUUUCUCCAGCUGAGAGGCCUCCCUCCUGCUCUAGAGCAAAGAGCUCUCCUAGCAGCUCCUCUUUUGUGCCUGACUCAUCUGUCUCUCAUCAUAAUUCUGUCCUUUCAUCACCACCUUCACCUGCAGCAGCAUUGCUAAGUUCUUCCCAAAAUUCAUCAGCAUCCAUUACUCCAAAGGCAUCUCCAACGGUGGAGAAAUUACCUUAUGUACCACAUACUCCUUUUCACCUCUUCUCGUAUGACUUUGAAGAGACUCCAGCAUCUGUGAAGGAAAAGGAAGCAGAAGUGAUAAGGGAAAACAGAUACAAUAGCUAUGGCAGCAGCUCUUACUCUUCUCCACGACCUUACUCUGGUGUGAGUGCCCCUGCAACACCCACUUCUCGUUAUGGGACAACUCUCUCACCACCUCAGGAGACCAAAUCUGACAGGCCAGCUUUGGGUGGUCUUCUUACAUCAUCUUUUCGGCUGCACCAGGAGUCCUUGGCAGCAGAAAGAGAAAGACGACGGAAGGAGAGAGAAGAAAGGUUGCAAAGGAUAGAGCGUGAAGAAAGAAACAAGUUCAACCGCGAUUAUUUAGACAAAAGAGAAGAACUAAGACAAGCAAGAGAAGAGAGAUACAAAUACUUGGAGAGGUUGGCAGCAGAGGAGUAUGAGAAGGAGCUGAAGAGUCGGAGCGUAUGCCGAGGCAGAAGUGAGCUGUCCUUGAACCUGAGAUCUCCUUCAGCCCCAUCCUCACCUGCCCCAUCAUCACCUGUACCCAAGUGCGUCAGCCCAGCAUCCAUAGAGUCCCAGGAAGAGCUGAAGACCCCUUCCACCCCUUGUGGGACCCCUCAGCCUUCAGAAGUGAGUGCCAGUGAACCUGAACCAGAGACAGAGACAGAACCAGAACAGGAGGCUGAGGCCAAGCAGGGAACGGAGACACCCAAGGAAAUAGAGACUACAGAGGUGGGACCAGAGAGUGAGGUGGAGCAAGGACCAGAAAGAGAGCCAGAAGAAAGUGCAAUACUCAGUGAAAAAGAAAGGCAGAAUGAGGAAGUGAAUGAAAAAGACAACUGCUCUGCAUCCAGUAUAUCCUCAGCAAGCAGCACUUUAGAGAGGGAAGAGAGAGAGGACAAGUUAACCAGUGACAAUGAAACUGGUCCAUGGUCACAGACCAUUCAGGAUGCUGGUGUGAAUGAACAGUGCAGCACCAUUCUCAACAACAAGCGGUUUAUGCUGGACAUGUUGUAUGCGCAUAACAAAAAACCCAAGGAUGAAGAGGAGAAGGAGCUGGAGGCGAAGGAGGAAAAGAAGGAGACGGAGGAAAGUGAGGAGUCACUCACUAGCCUAGCCAGUAGGAUCUCUAUCCUUCAGGCCACAAAGCAGGCCAAAGACGAAAGCGUCAAAAAGAUGGAGAUUGGAAAUCUGGACAACCAAGGCAGUGUGAAAGCCUUUGCAGAAAAAUUCAACAGUGGUGAGCUGGCCAAGGGGACAGCUGUGCCUGAAGAUGAAAUCAGUGAACAGGUCCCUGAGAAAACUCCAGCACAGCCGAAGAAGGAAUCUGACUACAUCUGGGAUCAGCUCAUGGCUAAUCCUAGAGAACUUAAAAUCAAAGACAUGGAUUUUACAGACUUGGGGGAGGAGGAUGAUGUAGAUGUGUUGGACAUGGAUAUGGGUCCUGGGGACUCCCUUGUUCCCCCUCCUCCACCUCCACCUUCCUUUCUGGGUUUGCCUCCUCCACCACCUCCCCUGCUGUUUGGAUGUCCGCCUCCACCUCCACCCUCUGCUAAUUUAUUGGCUCCUCCUCCGCUGUUCAGCACUCCUCAGGGUUUAGGGUCACCCCAGGUUUCUAGGGGUCAGCCAGCAUUUAUAAAGAAGAAGAAAACCAUUCGUCUGUUUUGGAAUGAGGUACGGCCAUUUGAGUGGCAGUGUAAAAACAACAAGCGCUGCAGAGAAUUCCUGUGGUCGAAACUGGAACCCAUUAAGGUGGACACUUCCAAACUGGAGCAUCUCUUUGAGUCUAAAUCCAAGGAACUGCCUGUCACAAAGAAAACUGCUGCAGAUGGGAAGCGACAGGAGAUCAUUGUACUGGAUUCAAAACGAAGCAAUGCUAUUAAUAUUGGCUUGACUGUGUUGCCCCCUCCCCGCACUAUCAAGACUGCUAUAUUGAACUUUGACGAAUAUGCCUUAAACAAGGAAGGAAUAGAGAAAAUCCUGACCAUGAUCCCAACUGAGGAGGAGAAGCAAAAGAUCCAGGAGGCACAGCUGGCAAACCCCGAUGUCCCCCUGGGCAGUGCCGAGCAAUUCCUUCUCACCCUCUCCUCCAUCAGUGAACUCUCUGCCAGGCUCCAGCUCUGGGCUUUCAAGAUGGACUAUGAGAUAGUGGAAAAGGAAGUUGCAGAGCCACUUCUAGACCUGAAGGAAGGAAUGGACCAACUAGAGCACAAUAAAACUUUGGGAUUUAUCCUUUCUACUCUGCUAGCCAUUGGCAACUUUUUGAAUGGAACCAAUGCCAAAGCUUUUGAGUUGAGCUACCUCGAGAAGGUUCCAGAAGUCAAGGACACAGUGCACAAGCAGUCCCUCCUGCACCAUGUCUGCACUAUGGUGGUCGAAAAGUUCCCAGACAGUACUGAUCUUUAUUCAGAGAUCGGGGCCAUUACUAGGUCAGCCAAGGUUGACUUUGAACAACUCCAGGAAAACUUGUGUCAGAUGGAAAGGCGGUGCAAAGCAUCGUGGGAUCACCUGAAGGCUAUAGCAAAGCAUGAAAUGAAGCCAACUCUAAAGCAAAAAAUGUCUGAGUUCCUUAAAGACUGUGCAGAAAGAAUUAUAAUCCUGAAGAUUGUUCAUAGAAGAAUAAUUAACAGGUUUCACUCAUUUUUGUUAUUUAUGGGCCAUCCUCCCUAUGCAAUACGUGAAGUGAACAUCAAUAAAUUCUGCAAAAUCAUCAGUGAAUUUGCUCUGGAAUACCGCACCACCAGGGAACGAGUUCUGCAGCAAAAACAGAAACGAGCAAACCACAGGGAAAGAAACAAGACCAGAGGGAAAAUGAUAACAGAUUCCGGCAAGUUUUCCAGCAGCUCACCCCCCUGCCAGAGCCAGCCCCAGGGCCUGCAGUAUGCCGAAGAUGCUGCAGAGCAUGAGAACAUGAAGGCUGUACUGAAGACCUCCUCCAUUGGUGGGGAAAGCACCACAACACUUGGGGUCCGCACUCGAAGCCGGGCCAGCCGAGGCCGUAUUGGUUCAUGGAAUGCUGGCAACGACGAUUCACCUAAUGCAACAGAUGAUGCAGCAGAUGAGAUCAUGGAUCGCAUUGUGAAGUCUGCCACCCAAGUGCCAAGCCAGCGAGCGGUGCCUAGAGAGAGGAAGCGGUCACGAGCAAAUAGGAAGUCAUCCCUGGAAACAAAAUGUCCACUGCUGCUUGGAUGCAAAGUAGUUAUAAAGCAGGUUAACCAUCACAGGGAAGAAAAGCAUUUCUGGGAAGUUAGGACAAAGAGGAGACAACAACAUGAGAAGGACACUAAAGAGUGGACUAACACCAGAAGAAGCCAAAGCACUGGGCCUCAUCAGCACCUCUGAGAUGCAGGUUUGACAUCCUGGAGGUGGUGACGGGAAGAGCCGUUCAUCUGAAGCACACAGGCUGACAGCUCUUCAGUGUGGCAUUGACCUGCCAGCCUCCUCUGCUGCUCCCAACAUCCCAUCCUCUGUCUGUUCAAUUUUAAUAAGCAACGAGAAGCGAAACCCCACAGCCAGGGCAGAAGAAGGGUGUGCCGCAACUCAGCACAACAUCUGGACAGAAACUGAGGAAAUGUUUGAGUGAAGGGUGAAAGUAGGUGAAAGUAUAUGGCGGCUUCUUCUCAUGAUGUGUUGGUGUGGGUAGCGGGGGGCUCCCUCCGAGUUAUCUGUCAUUAUGUGAGCUGUGUUUACGUUGGCUUACCUUGCACCCUGUUUUAGUCAUUGUAAAUGUAUGGCAUCUUGUCAAUGCAACAAAUAGUCCUUAAAGAGGCAAAAUAAGUCCUGUUACAGCAACCCCAAUUUUCCUGAAGCGGAUUCAUUAAGCAAAGAUGCACAGUCUGUGCAACCCUGUGGUUUGUUGGGUUUUUUAUUAUUUUGCCACCAAAGAAUGUAAAAAUGUAUGUGUACCUUUGUAUAUGUACAAAAUGAAUGUGUGGACGUAUAUGUGCAAGUAUCUAUACACAUACAGUCGUGGUGUGAAAUCAUGCUCUUGCUGAAGCUAGCUGGACUAUGAUUUUCACUCUGGGGCCUUACUGUUCCACCUGGACAGGAGGAAAAGAAUGUCUUUUCAUAGGAACUCAGUGUUAUUCAGCGGGAUUCACGCUGUUGGGCAGGAGAUGGCAAAGUUUAGGAUCCUGAAUUCAUAUGUAUUAAUACACACUCAUACUGUAAGUAGCAGCAUGCACACAAAGGAGAGGACAUGGUAUGCCUCCCUCCUGUUGAGCUAUGGCUGUACGGUGCAUUUGUACAGUUUCAAAGAGACCUAUGCCAACAAUUUCACAUACUUGAUAAAUGCAUUCAGAUGCUAAGAUCAAGAAGUUUUGUUCACUUGCCUGUGCCCUUCAUGCUGCUUUUCUCUGCUGCAAGAUAAUGUGGUGGUGAUUUUAUUUCAAAUUAAUGGAUCUGAAUAUGAAAUGGCCCUGCUAAAAGCCUGCUGUGUUUUUGCUGUUCUUUAUUUCUGUGACUGUUUUUAAUGCAAGUGGAGAGGGUACGACAGUGAACACUCUAAUAUGUUUGCCCUUAUCUCGCUCUUUUGUAACUUUUAUAACUGCCCUCAGCAUGUGUGUCUGAAGAACUUUUAGUCAACUCAUCUGCCUUUAAGUGAAGGGACAUAUACAGCAGUGAAAAUGAAUUGAACACAGUCACCCUAGCCAGUGUUGAAGCAUUUUGAAGAGAACUGCAAACAACAAUAAUAUAAAAGGGAACUUUUAAAGCCAAAGUCUGUAUAUGGCAAAUUGAUCCUCAAGGGUUUUCUUUCCACUGCCUUAGCCUCCAAGAUUAAGGGUAUGUCUGCACAGCAGUAACAGCUGAGGCUUCCUCCAAGCUAGUUAACUAGGGAACUGCGGCAGUUUAGUCAUGGUAACAGGGUUCGAUUUUGGCUGCAAAACACACUUGAAAAGUAGGGUUGUUUAACAGCCUAUGCUGGGCUGCUAAUGCCAUAGCUGUGUUACUUCUGGCAUCCAAGCUAGGGGAGAUACUUCAAGUUAUUCAGCUCUCAUUAAAGAGAGGAAAAUCACUGAAGGUUGUUCAGGGUAGUUAAACCAAACACUAUAAACCUUUGAAACCUCGGUCAUUCAUCACAUCACAAUGAUCAUAACUUCGAAGUUGUGAGAGAACCAGGUAGCUGAAAACACUGCAGUGAGAUUUGUGGUUGAACAUCCUAUCUGUGCUGUUUAUUUUUUUGAUCAUAACGUUUCAUUCUUUAUCUGCUGAUGCCUUGGAUCUUCACAUGUCAAAGUCCAUGGGGUAAAAAGUCACUGAUGAGUAACAAUUCUUAAGGACGGCAAUGAGUUUCAUGUGGUUUUCCUCUCAACUUGUUAAAAAGUGGAUUUUACAGGUAGGCAGAAGGCAGUAGUUGUGUAAUUAAUAAAAUGUGUUGUGUAUUUGAAAGCUAUGGAAGGGGAAGCUGGUUAAGAUACAGAAGGAAGUGGCAUAUAAUAAAUUUCACUGUAAAAUAAGUAAGAUUGAAGAGCAUCUGGGUUUUAAAGUGGAUCUUUAUGUGCUGCUCACCAUUAUGGACUUUUAAAAUCUCUCUUAAGAGAAAAGGUGCUUAGGACAAAGAAAUGAAGGUUAUGGGGGUUUGUGGAGGUCUUUGAAGUCUGAAAUGACAGGUAGACACCCUGAAUGUAAUGAUUAUGUUAAACUGCGAUACUUGCUGAAUGAUAAAAGAAGCAAAAAGGCAACAAAAUACAUCUAUGCUGAUGCUGACAGAGGUCCUAUAUUUUAUUGGAGGGAGAAAAUCAAACACAUUUUUAAAACUGAAUAUUUUAAAAUAUGCUGAAUGUGCAAAGUGGGUGGCUCUUGGUGACCACUUGCUAACAGGAAACAAAUUUGUGCUUCAUUAGUACAGUAUCAGUGUUUGAAAUACGAUAUAUAACAUCGUUGAUGAAUUACUAACAGUUGGGCAUAUGUAUUUUCCAAGAAUUGUGCAAAAACUUUGCAAAACUUUUUAUGCUCCUUAUGGAGGGGAAAAUGCAGUUUGGGGAAUGGUGUUAGAAUAAGUUCAGGGGGAAAAAUAACAGCCGGUUUCUUUGAUAUUCUCUGGAUGCAAGUGUCUCACAUCUGAAGCUUAUUCUUCCUUGUCAAUUUUUCCAUUAUGUUUAGUUUUCUAUUGCUUCUCUCUAUCUGUGAAACUGAUACCCAUUUUUCUGAAAAGUAACUUGGUCUUGUUUUUGCAGUAGUGUACAGCUCAGAUUAAUUCCACAUCCUCAGCGUUUAUUGCAACCAGAUCAUCAAACACAGUAACUUGCAAUAGCUACAGAAAAGAUUUCUAUUUGGGUUCCUGAUAAAAAUGGCCAGUGGCCAUCUGUAAGGUGGCAGGAUUUCCUCCAGAGUUUGUCAGCAUGUCCUACCUGCGGGAACAAUAUUUGUUCCCCUUCACUUAACUAGUGGAUUCCAGAUGAAAUGGAGGAAUUGAUUACAUUUGCAUGACUCUGUCUAAUCAGGUUGUAACCUUCAAAUUUUGAGUUGCUGCCUGCCCGCCCAUCAUCAAAAGAGCCAACCAUAAGGAUAUCAUACUUGGUUUUAAAUGUGUGUGAGAUACAAAUUGGUUUUGUGACAAAUAUAAAGGUAUUGGAAACACGAUGUAUUAACACAUGUUCCCAUUUCUCAUUUAUAGUUCCAUGAAGGCUGUUUUUAAACAAUCGUGGCCACAAUAACUACCUCCCUUCUCUUUGCCAUAGUACCAGUCAGUUGCAAAUUUAGUACCCGGAGUUUUGUACUUCCACCAAGCUCUCAGAGUUGCUGCUGGUGUUCAUUUCAACACCCAUCUGCUGCCAAUAACUUGUCUGUCCAUCUGCCACCAUAACGCCUUCCUGAUUCGGAUGCUGAGUAAAUUUUAGCAUAUGAAGUGACUGCUAAAGGGAAGCUAUCCUAAUUUCUUUCCAUCUCCCUUGGUUUUUAAAAGCAGACUGCAUACAAAUACUUUGUAUUCCCUCAUUCCCAGCUGAGGGGUAACUUUCAGUAGCAGUUAUGUGGCUGCGGUGAAGAAACACCCCCAGGGAAUGCUGUGUGCCCCAACUGAGAGUGAAAGAUCCCUCACGAAAGUUGCAUUCAUCACUCUUCACCUUUCAGUAAGGCCAGGCACCAGGCUUAUGGAUUCCAGAUGUUUCAUAGCCCCUUGGCUGCUACAUGUGACCCUUCUGUUUGAUAGUUACCUGUCCAUAACCCAAAAUCAACAAAAAGUGUUUUUUUAAAUGAGGGUCUUUCUUGCUCCAAUAAAUACUGGAAACAGCAUCAAAAGCAGUUUUCAAAAUACAUUUCUUUUUCCCUUUUGACACCCUUUUAUUGUGAAUCUUUGCAGUCAUUGACUGUCAGCAAAAUAAGGCAUCAGUUUUAUAGACAGACAAGACAUUGGCUUUAGCUUAAUAGAAAAUCACAUGAAUAUCUAGAUAAGAGUGCUCCAUUCUCCCUCAAGGUACUAGACAAUGUGGCAGGAUAACACCUUAAAUCCCCUGUGUGCUAUGCCCUAAGCGUACCACACAAUACUGUGUAAGUAUUGUUUUUACAAUGCUUUGAUUUCACUGAGAUGAGAUGGGGACAAGGUGCUAACCUACCAGUUUCACGUCCUUUAUCCUCCCGUUCCCUCUCAUAAGUAGGUGUACAUGCUGCCUGCUUUUAUCUGAAGGUUGUACAGGGACAUGGUGUCAGACAGAAGCACAAGCAUAUUCCUCUCUCAUUUUCACUCAUCUGUGCUCACUACACACGUACCUCUCCUCUCAUUAUCUUCAUGGCGGGUUUUGUGUGUGCAUGCAUAGGCAAAGCCUGACCCUGUGCUGUGUUUGGAUUAUGGCUUUGUAUUUCCAGCAUUGGGAUGCAAGAAACACUUGCCUAAGCUGCAAGGACUAUGACUGUUGAUGUUCCUCUGCAGGGAAAACUGCCAGGUACUUACAGGCUCUGAAAGAAAAUAAACUGAAGCAUUUUUGAAAGAGAAAAAUGUUUGGUUAUAGGGAACUGUUGAAAAUCAUUUGCAAACAUGCGACCAAGAUGUAAGGCCUACCUUUCUUCUUUUCAGCUGGGGCAACAACUGGCUCAACUGGCAUUGCAGAUGCAAUCCCAAUAAGUUUUUGGCAAGUGGUUUGAUAGUUACAUAGCAAGAGACGCGAGGAGUUUCAGAAAUGUUGUAUAGUUUUAUGUUUACGCAAAAAAAAACUAUUAAAAUUAUUUCUAAUUAGUCCAUUUCACAUUGAGUGGCAGAUAGAGAUAUAUUUUGUUUAAUCACUAUCUAAUACAGAGGCUUCUGUGAAAGAAAAGGUUUAUUUGUAGCAUUGGGAGCAUUUCUCCUUUUUAAAGACUGUCUUUGCGCGCAUAGUGUCCUUUUUCGUGAGCUGGGAAUUAUUGUAAAAAAAAAUGUAAAGUAGAAAAGGACGUGUUUCUUAGACGAAGGAGAAAUACUGUAAAAUUGUGUAAAUGUCACUACUCAUGGGGGUUUUUCAUGUUCUGUGUAGCAUAGUGUAAAAUAGGCUUUCCAGCAGUGUUAUUCUGUGAAUUGUAAUUUAAAAAACAAGCCAUGCAUGGUCAGAGAUAUUACCUACAGGUCCUUUUGGUUGAGUUUUUGGUUUUGUUUGUUGUUUUCUCAUUUUAGGUGAAUUUAUGUUAAAUUUAAUUGUCCGUGAAACUGCAUUUUUUUGUUUCUCAUUUUUAUUUCAUAAAGAACUUGAAUUACUCUUUAAGGUUUUAUUACACACAGAGCUCACCUACCAUUUGUAUCUGUCCUUCAGAGGCUUUGUCACACUUAGUGUAAACGGGAGGUGGCGGUGCUGUGUGUUUCUUUUCAAUGCACCCCUCACCUGCCCCUUCUCCCCCCACUCUCCCCACUUUACUGUCUGGAAAGAUGCAAUCGCACUUCUUUUUUCCUUUAUUUUAUUUUUUCCUUUUUUUUUUUUUCCUGUGCCAUGCAGGGUCAAUAUGGAAAACUGACCACAGACCUGUGUCCAAAAUUUCUUGAUAUAAGUAGUUAAAAAGCUCACCUCUACAGCAUUAUGUAAACACAUCUUGCAAUAAAGCUUUAUAAAGCACUGA